AUGUGGGAAAUCGCUAGAUCUUCUUACGAAGUCCAGAGAUCAAUGAAAUGGGUCGUCAAAUUGUCUUCGGUGGUUGUCACCUGGCAGAGUGGAAAAAUGACAACUUUGUGGCUCUCUGGCGGCUGUCACCUGACAGAGAGGAGCUAGAUGGAGGCGGGGCGUGUGUCAGGGAACUUCAUCCUUAGGUCCACGCAGCAAGAGGAAGCUCUUCAUCGCAUCCGGUAUGCUCUCAAGAGGUGGUGACUUGUCUCCCGACAGAUCGUCCUCUUCCUGAUGACGGCAUGUUCGUCGAUCAAUUAGAGAUACUUUACUCGAUGGAUUCAUGAUCCUUUUAUCAUGAAUCGUUCAACAAUUUUAGUAACAAUGCUCUGCGAAUCGCAUUGA
Molecule: messenger RNA, 384 nt
Organism: Spirodela intermedia
Lineage: Eukaryota; Viridiplantae; Streptophyta; Magnoliopsida; Alismatales; Araceae
Source: the annotation of a GenBank genome assembly